Odocoileus virginianus texanus is the source of this 4062-nucleotide messenger RNA. Lineage: Eukaryota; Metazoa; Chordata; Mammalia; Artiodactyla; Cervidae. The record is from RefSeq and is a predicted model, not a curated record.
UUGCCAUAAAUAGACUCCUUUUCUUCCCAGAGUGUUGGGAGCCAGAAGGAUUGGGAACCUCAGGUAUACUGAGCUGGUUCAUCUGUUUGCAUUUUCCAUUGGUAACUUCCUGGGAAGAGUCUGGCCGGAUUUUAGAUUGAUUUUGCCAGUCUCUGUCAGGGGUGCUGAGGUUGAUGUCUGGUUUCAACAUUCUUUUGUGGGAUCAGCAGGGGUCUCAUUCCUGGGCUCCUGUGCUGGGAGACUUUACCCACCCUCUCCUUUUAAAAUGAUGCUUUUAGAGGUCAAGGUAGUGAGGGGUGGUGCAACUAAUCUCAAAUUCUCAUUAAAACAAAAUUAGUCAAAAGUAGUACAAAGUAUGAAUUUGACAUAAAUGGGAAGUUCUGUCUUAAACAGAACUAUUGUUCACGUCUAGGGUACAAUAGUUUAGGAGCCUAGAACAUUUGGUAACUGCAAUUUAAAGUGGGCAAAAAGUUACUGUUUAAGUAUCUUUCAGUAUGAGAACCAAAGCUUGAGUAGCAUCAUUUGACAGAGAAGUUUUUAAAGAGCCCAGCAGGCAGUUGGAGUCAGACUAGGUGAAUGAGCGGCCCAGAAAAGAAACUGCAGGCUCAUGUCCUUCCUCAGCUUGCCAUGAGCAGCCAUGAUCAGUGCUUUGAGAGAAGAGAUGAAACCUCUCUUCUGGGGAGGAAGCCCAGCCCUACCCUCCUGAUCUUGUUUCUGCAUGUCAGGCUCAUCACCGCGAACCCUGAGAUUCUCUCAGGAUCAGAAUGUGCCUUGGAACCCAGGCCUGUACAUUGCCUUCAGUCAGCAGCUUCACGAAGUUCCUCCCCUUUCAUCUCUGCUGGGAGCCCCUGGAUUAGUCUGGCCUGUCCACCCCAGCAGUACCCUGCACUGGAUUCCUCAGGCCCUUCAUGCCUGCAGCUCCAGCAUGUCCAUCACGACAGUGUUGGGGUAACAAUACUGUAUUUUUAGAGCACCUGACAUAGGAUUGAAAACACCCUUGGUCCACUUCAGAGAAUUGGAAGAGUUUCACUUGGCAUGAAGCUCUCCCUGCCACUGUUACUUGCUUUCCUAAACAAAAAACCUUACAAGAGUGAGGAGCCCCAGGAAGCAGGGGCAGGAUCAGGCAGCUCAGCUCUGACUGUCUCACUGAGCCACCUGCAGGAGAUCAAGCAGCCUGCCAAGGGAUGGCCUUCCAUGUGCCUGCAGUCUUCUGCUGUUGGGAUCUCCACACAGCCAACGGGGGUGUUUUAACCUGAUGCGUGUUGUUCCUCCUGACUCCUUCCAGAUUGUUUGAAACAUGUGUUUGGAGCAGGCUGGACUGGGUUCUUAGUCUUACCUCAUUUCAACUCACUGUCAGUGCUGUGGCUGGUCAGGGGCCAGGUGAUUAGCCUGCACACUCUGGGCUCCCUCAUCCACCCCUGGACUGAGGACUGAAUAAUCCUGUGAGGAGUUCAGCAUGGUCCCUGUUAUGAACAUCAUCAUUCUCACCAGGGCGGUGAAGCCUGACUCAACAAGAACCUCACCUCGGCCUCUGGGGACAGCAGCCACAACCAGGCCUGCCAGGAAUCCCUGGCACUGGGAGGGCCUAUUGAGGUCAUUUCCAGUGCUUUUAGAAGCAUCCUACUAUGGCUCUUCCAGCAGUGAGGAAUUCUCUAAGAAAACCCUGACUGAAGGAAGAGUAGCACUAAAGUGCUACAACGAGGAGCCUCAAGCACUGACUGGCUGCCCCUUGGAGAUGACAGGCAUAUAGGUCUGACACUAAGAGCUUGUUUAGCAGAGCCCAACUCUGAAGAAACCUAAACUCCAAGGCUGGGAGGCAGUGGGUAGUGGGAACAGGUCUAGAGGACCCAAUGCAGACCGCAUUAACACCAUCCUGCAUGCACUGCAGGGAGACUGUUGCAGAGGGGCUCUGUGCUUCCAGGUCUGCAAGGGCAGGACCAGACGCAGACUUCAGGGCCUGACUUGUUUCCUCCUAGAUCUCUUCUGCUCCUGCUUGUCCUCACAGUCCCUUCAACCCACAUUCUCUGGCUUCUGCAGCUUCCAUUUCUGAGCUUCCUUAGGUUGCUUCUGGGCAUCUAGGCUUCUUCUCUUCCUCUUGUUCUAAUUCUACCUGCCACUGCCUGUCACUCUGACCUUCGUGUAUGGUAACAUCUUGUUCACAUGUUGCUUCUCAGCUAACAUCUUGUUCACUCUGCUUCUCGGCUAAGCAACCACUCACCACUAUGGCUAGAACAGAGGUUAUUGCUUAGGUCCAUUCAGCUGGUAUCACCAUGACCAUAAGCGACAAGUUGGUCAGCAAACACUAGGCCUGAGCCUCAGCAACCUGAACAAGGUCCAUGUCAUGGAUCUGCCAGCCCUUUUUGGGACCACAUGCUGGAUCUGUCCUGCAAUGACCAGUCAACUGGAUUCUGUGGCCUCACACACUUGGUGCAGCUAAACCUGAAUAAAACCAUCUGCAACAGCUGCUGGCAGACAAUGGCCAUCUGGUCGACCUCCAGCACCUGGGUCCUUAACAGGCCAGUCCAUCCGGCCUGCCACUUUGCUCAGCCUAAGAAAAUCCUGGCUCUGGGCCUCUGACAGGCCAGGAAGAACAGCUGAGGGAUCACACAUUUGUCUAAGUGUUCACAUACCUAACAGACACACCUGCACCCCCCAGUGUUGCUACUCCACUCACCACAGUUGUAGUAACUCUGCUCAAAUAAAUACAGCCUGUCAAAGUUUUAAUUACUACUAGAUUCAAUGUGCUAACAUUGUGCUGAGAAUCUCUACUUCUGUAUUAUGAAAGUUACAUCAAUGUCACGUUUUGCUAUCAGGGUUAUGCUGAUGAUAAAAGUUUCGUUUUCUGCCAUUUUUGGUGUGGCCACACUGUGCAGCUAGAGAGAAAGUGUCAAGUCCUAACCACUGGACAGCCAGGGAACUCCUGAAAACUUGUUAUUUCUUCAGUAUUGGCACAACUGGGCCUGAAUAAUUUGAAGGGAAGCGUAGAUUUUGAAAUAUAGAUCCAGUUAAUUUAUCAGGCAUAGGAUUAUUCCAUUUUUCUUAGGAAACUGUCAGCUUAGAAAGCUGUGCUACUGAGAGGAUUUGUUCAUUUCUUCUAUGCUGUCAAAUUUAUUGAUAUAAAAAUUUUCAGAACAGCUUUUUGAUCUUGUCUUUAUCAUUUCCUACUUUCUUCUACUUGUAUUUGCUUUUCCGUUUUCUUCAGAUGGAAACUUACGUAUCUUUUUAAUUGAUUUCUAGUUUAAUUCUAUUGUGGUCAGCCUGUACAAUCCUUUGUAAUUUGUAGAGUCUUGCUUCAUGGACCAGCAAUAUGGUGUAUUCUGGUAAAUUGUUCCUUAUGGGUCUGAAAAGCAUAUUAGGAACAGCACAACAGAAAUAAGGAUUAAGUAUAUUUACAUGUAUUGCUCCAUAUCCUGAUUUUUUUCAUUUGCUUGUUCUAUCAAUUUUUGAGAUAGGUGUACCUCCAACUCUAAUUGUAAAUUUGUCUAGUUUACCUUUUAUUUCUGUCAACUUUUGCUCUGUGAACUUUAAAAUGUGUUAGUAAUACACUUGAUUAAACAAUUAGACCAUUUAACACAAGGUCAUGGGCAACUCUGAUAAGUUUUGAUAGACUGGAAGGAGGCAAAAGCUUGACUGGAGUGGACUCAAGAAAACGGGAAAAGUGAAAUAAUACAUGAAAAUGGUUCUUUGAGACAUUUUACCAUAAAGGAAAAGAAGCAGGAUGCUUAAGUGAAAAAGUUUUAAGAUAAAAAACAACUAUUAUUUCUCUAAUGAAGAUCCAGUAGAGAUAGGAGGUUGAUAAUGCAGAGAAGAUGCUGGGACAAGGAGCAGCUGGGUUUUACUGGGAGCAGAAAGAGUACCUGUCACAGCACAGGUGGCUGCAUAUGGAAAUUGUCCAUUGGUAACUUUUAUUUUCUUGGUCAAAUGGCCAGAUCAAUUUAUCUUAUAGUGAAGACGGAGAAGGAGAUACUGAGAGAGAAUUUGAGGAAAUAAAGUAUAGAGUAAGUUGUCUAAGAGAGUGAGUGAGUAGACUGAUGGGCAGCAUGAACAACACCAAGUUCAAAU